Molecule: messenger RNA, 1206 nt
Organism: Henningerozyma blattae CBS 6284
Lineage: Eukaryota; Fungi; Ascomycota; Saccharomycetes; Saccharomycetales; Saccharomycetaceae
Exons: 1
Coding region: 1-1206 (401 amino acids)
Molecular function (GO): RNA binding; RNA helicase activity; ATP binding
Source: RefSeq, a predicted model, not a curated record
AUGUCUGACGGUAUUACCACUCAAGUUGAAGAAUCCCAAAUUGAAACCAAUUAUGACAAGGUUGUCUACACCUUCGAUGAUAUGAAAUUGAAGAAGGAAUUGUUAAGAGGUGUCUUUGCCUAUGGUUUUGAAGAACCAUCUGCUAUUCAACAAAGAGCUAUUUUACCAAUUGUUGAAGGUAACGAUGUCUUGGCUCAAGCUCAAUCUGGUACUGGUAAGACUGGUACUUUCUCUAUUGCUGCUUUGCAAAGAAUUAACCCAGAAAUCAAGGCUCCACAAGCUUUGAUUUUGGCCCCAACCAGAGAAUUGGCUUUGCAAAUUCAAAAGGUUGUUAUUUCUUUGGCCUUAUACUUGGAUAUUAAAGUUCAUGCUUGUAUUGGUGGUACUUCUUUCGUUGAAGAUACCGAAGGUUUAAGAGAUGCUCAAAUCGUUGUUGGUACUCCAGGUCGUGUUUUUGACAACAUUCAAAGACACAGAUUAAGAACUGACAAGAUUAAAAUGUUUAUCUCUGAUGAAGCCGAUGAAAUGUUGUCCUCUGGUUUCAAGGAACAAAUUUACCAAAUUUUCACCAUGAUGCCUCCAACUACUCAAGUCGUCUUAUUAUCUGCUACUAUGCCAAGAGAUGUCUUAGAAGUUACCACUAAGUUCAUGAGAGACCCAGUCAGAAUUUUAGUUAAGAAGGAUGAAUUAACCUUGGAAGGUAUUAAACAAUUCUACAUUAACGUUGAAGAAGAAGAUUACAAAUACGAUGUCUUGACCGAUUUAUACGAUUCUAUCUCUGUUACUCAAGCUGUUAUCUUCUGUAACACCAGACGUAAGGUUGAAGAAUUGACUAAAAAAUUAACAGAAGCUGAUUUCACCGUCUCUGCUAUCUACUCCGAUUUACCACAACAAGAAAGAGAAACCAUUAUGAAGGAAUUCAGAUCCGGUUCUUCCAGAAUUUUGAUCUCUACUGAUUUAUUAGCCAGAGGUAUCGAUGUUCAACAAGUUUCUUUGGUUAUUAACUACGAUUUACCAACUAACAAAGAAAACUAUAUUCACAGAAUUGGUAGAGGUGGUCGUUUCGGUAGAAAGGGUGUUGCUAUCAACUUCGUUACCAACGUUGAUGUCGGUGCUAUGAGAGAAUUAGAAACUUUCUACUCUACUCAAAUCGAAGAAAUGCCAAACAACAUUGGUGACUUAUUGGCUAACAACAAGGAUGAUUAG